UGUGUUGACAGAAGAAGUGUGCAGGAUACAUCACGUAGGUUUUUUUCAUGAGCACCUCAUUAGAAAUGAACACCUUUCAUCUGUGGCUAUCCGUCAUCUUGUUUUCCCUCUGUAGUGCUCCUUUGUGCUCCAGAAAGAGAUGUUUACCCGGUGGAGACCAGUGUAUCAGAGGUGCUUCCUGUCCCAACACUGCAUGCUACUCAGAAAAGCUGAAACUGCUCUUUGCAGGGUUACCAGGAGAGGCAUAUGCUUGAUAGUUCUAUUGUACAAAACUGGACAUAUAUUUGCAAAAGUAGUGGGUUUGACCGCAACAAUGCACCAAAGGUCCUUUCAGCAGUCCUUCCGUUCCUCUUCAGCAAGCAAAGGAGGACGUGGAUCAUCAGGAAAGAUGUUUUUCGUGGCGCGGAACAGAAAUACAACAGGUCAAGGAAAUGAAAGGAGGUCAAUUUAUCAGAAAUUUCGUGACGUAGAUUUGUUGGACAAGAAGAAGACAGUGACUGCUCUAAAGCCAGGCGAAGAUCGUGCCAUUUUUCUGGGACUGGGGAUGAUCCUCUCUUCAGUCAUGAUGUACUCUGUCCUGGGGAUCACAAUAUUACGCUCUUAUGCAGAAAGUGUGUGGACAGAGGAAGGUGUGUGCGUUGUUCUCAACUCCACGGUCACAGCAGACAUGAACUGUUCCUACAACUGUGGGUCCGAAUGCUGGAGAGCCUCCAAGUACCCCUGUCUGCAGGUCUACGUGAGCGUCAAUAACACGGGCCGUGUCCGCCGUUUAUCUCACAAUGAGGAGUCCCAGGACACAAGCUCUGAAUGCGUCUACGUGCCCAGGUGCCAGAAGGACAGGGUGGCCAUGCAUGUCAUAGUCAUGAACAUCUCCGAGCAUCUGAAGGUGAACCAGCAGGUCCCCUGUUACUAUGACCCCAGUGAGCAGCAGGAGGCCGUUCUCCUGACGAGGCUGUACGACCAUCGCGUUGUCUUCCACUCGCUGCUCUGGCCCUCCUGCAUGCUCACAGGAGGGGCCCUCGUUAUCGUGAUGGUCAAGCUCACGCAGUACCUCUCCAGACUGUGCGAAGAGAUAGGGAAGAUCAAGAGGUGAAACACGUGCAGUCACUCUCAAAGCAUUCGCUGGUUUGGUGAUGGACGUAUGACAUGAAAGGAAUGGUUUCUACGAAACAACCUUUCUGUGAACUUUUGUAAGCAUUCCUCUUCAUAUGAGGCAUCAGGAAUAGCUGACUUUCUCUCCACAUCCAGGAGGUGUCUGUUUAUCAAAUUGAACUGAACGUUCCAAGGGGAAACUUUUAGAAAUGCAACAAACAGGCAAGUCUAUGACUGGUGUCAACGCAUUGUAAAAUGCUUUAAGGGAAUGUGUUUACAAAAGUUUGUUUUCUAUCUCGAAUAUGGUAAAUCAUGAGCAUGUGGUUUGAUAUUGACAAUACCAACUUAAAUUGACAAAACAAUGUCCAUACGCAUUGUUAAUGUAGAGGACUAUCUCAAACGUUUCUAUAUUUAGAUGAUCAUGUGUUUACAGCACAAUGAUAUGUUCUUAUUUGUUAUCUCUGCAACCAGAUCAUAUGUGUUGAUCUUAUGAAAUGUUUUUUCUGUUUGCCGUGACUUUUUGAAAAUUGUUCUGUAUA
Messenger RNA from Pungitius pungitius (ninespine stickleback), 1631 nucleotides. RefSeq names its product potassium large conductance calcium-activated channel, subfamily M, beta member 2a (gene kcnmb2a). The transcript is spliced from 5 exons. Gene Ontology annotation, cellular component: membrane; voltage-gated potassium channel complex. The record is from RefSeq and is a predicted model, not a curated record. Lineage: Eukaryota; Metazoa; Chordata; Actinopteri; Perciformes; Gasterosteidae. Gene Ontology annotation, biological process: potassium ion transport; detection of calcium ion. Gene Ontology annotation, molecular function: calcium-activated potassium channel activity; potassium channel regulator activity. The coding region runs from base 140 to 1093 and encodes 317 amino acids.